AGAGGUUGUAGUAUAAGGGUGGGUCUGAGGAUGUGUGCCACGGAGGAUGAAAUUGUGGAUGACUUCAGCAGCCAGUGACUGUUGGCUAGACAACAGCAUUUGCCUGGGGGCGGGGUGGUGGCGGUGGAGAUGACAGAGAUUCAUGGGUAUGAAAUCUAUUGAGGGGCCUGAAAUGGUUGGGAGUUUCUGGGCUUGAGAAAUAGCAGUAAGGGAGAAGAGGGACCUUUAUAGGAGAGGGAGAACUUAGGAAGGGCACUGGGAAUCCUCGUACUCGGUCGGUUUCAAGUAUUUGUCUAAGGAGGAAAUAGAUUGGGGACCACCGGAAGGAGUCUCUUGGCAGCCUCACCUCAUUGCCAUAGAGACGUGGCUUUGGUUGCCCUGGCAAUUGGGGAAGCCCCUAGGACAAGUCUAAAGCUGUCCCCGCCCUGCAGUUUAGCUAGAGACCCGGCUGCGUUGAGGCCACUGACGUCAGGGACCAGGGCACGCCUCGCUUUAACCCUUUCCUUAAUGAAGUGGGGGCGGGGAGGAGCGGAGGCAGUAGAGGAACAGGCUAUGUUCUGGAUGCCUUUUCCCAUUCCUCCCUCCUGACGUUCUUUGCACUGCGUAGGGUGAGGGGCUCAAAGGAGAAAGGAAGGCAGGUUAUUCAGGAUGCACUGCGCCCACGCCCACGAACAGAAUCGUUCUGGCCUCUUGGCCGGGCUAACGGUGGGCGGGUCCAGAGCCGCAGAGUCUUGCUCUAGGGAGUCUGUCGUACCCUAGGCCACGCCCCCACCCGUUGUCCUGACUACCAGGCCUCCUGGAGGUGGGUCUCCCCAGGUCUUGGCUGGUCUUAGAUACUGUUGCUAGGCAACCUGGUCCCUGGAGGAAGGGGUGGAUUGGAUGGCGGGUGGAUGAGAGAGAGGGAGGGACCAGAAGCUGGGGAAACCCCGGAUUCUCAUGGCGCAAGAUUUAGAGCAAAUGUGUGCCAAGGCCAAUUCUCCCCCUGUGAUUGUCAACACGGACACCCUAGAAGCGCCAGGAUAUGAGUUGCAGGUGAACGGGACAGAGGGGGAGAUGGAAUACGAGGAGAUCACAUUGGAAAGGGGUAACUCAGGUCUGGGCUUCAGCAUCGCAGGUGGUACCGACAACCCACACAUCGGUGACGACCCAUCCAUUUUCAUCACCAAGAUCAUUCCUGGUGGGGCUGCAGCCCAGGAUGGCCGCCUCAGGGUCAACGACAGCAUUCUGUUUGUAAAUGAAGUGGAUGUUCGGGAGGUGACCCAUUCAGCUGCGGUAGAGGCCCUCAAAGAAGCAGGUUCCAUCGUUCGCCUCUAUGUCAUGCGACGGAAACCCCCAGCUGAGAAGGUCAUGGAGAUCAAGCUUAUCAAAGGGCCUAAAGGACUUGGCUUCAGCAUCGCAGGGGGCGUAGGGAACCAGCACAUCCCUGGAGAUAACAGCAUCUACGUAACAAAGAUCAUCGAAGGCGGUGCGGCCCACAAGGAUGGCAGGUUGCAGAUUGGAGACAAGAUCCUGGCGGUCAACAGUGUGGGGCUAGAGGACGUCAUGCACGAAGAUGCCGUGGCGGCCCUGAAGAACACAUAUGACGUUGUCUACCUAAAGGUGGCCAAGCCCAGCAAUGCCUACCUGAGUGACAGCUAUGCUCCCCCAGACAUCACAACCUCGUAUUCUCAGCACCUGGAUAAUGAGAUCAGUCACAGCAGCUACUUGGGCACCGACUACCCCACAGCCAUGACCCCCACUUCCCCUCGGCGCUACUCCCCUGUGGCCAAGGACCUGCUGGGGGAGGAAGACAUUCCCCGGGAACCAAGACGAAUUGUGAUCCACCGGGGCUCCACAGGCCUGGGCUUCAACAUCGUGGGUGGCGAGGACGGUGAAGGCAUCUUCAUCUCCUUCAUCCUCGCCGGGGGCCCUGCUGACCUCAGUGGGGAGCUGCGGAAGGGGGACCAGAUCCUAUCGGUCAAUGGUGUUGACCUCCGCAAUGCCAGCCAUGAGCAGGCUGCCAUUGCCCUGAAGAACGCGGGUCAGACGGUCACGAUCAUUGCUCAGUAUAAACCAGAAGAGUAUAGCCGAUUCGAGGCCAAGAUCCAUGAUCUUCGGGAACAGCUUAUGAAUAGUAGCCUGGGCUCAGGGACUGCCUCCCUGCGGAGCAACCCCAAGAGGGGUUUCUAUAUCAGGGCCCUGUUUGAUUACGACAAGACCAAGGACUGCGGCUUCUUGAGUCAGGCCCUGAGCUUCCGCUUUGGGGAUGUGCUUCAUGUGAUCGACGCUAGCGAUGAAGAGUGGUGGCAGGCGCGGCGGGUCCACUCUGACAGUGAGACCGAUGACAUUGGCUUCAUUCCCAGCAAACGGCGGGUUGAGCGACGAGAGUGGUCGAGGUUAAAGGCCAAGGACUGGGGCUCCAGCUCUGGAUCACAGGGUCGAGAAGACUCGGUUCUGAGCUAUGAGACAGUGACGCAGAUGGAAGUGCACUACGCUCGCCCCAUCAUUAUCCUUGGGCCCACCAAAGACCGUGCCAAUGAUGAUCUUCUCUCUGAGUUCCCCGACAAGUUUGGAUCCUGUGUCCCUCAUACGACACGUCCCAAGCGGGAAUAUGAGAUAGAUGGCCGGGAUUACCACUUUGUGUCCUCCCGGGAGAAAAUGGAGAAGGACAUUCAGGCGCACAAGUUCAUUGAGGCUGGCCAGUACAACAGCCACCUCUAUGGGACCAGUGUCCAGUCUGUGCGAGAGGUAGCCGAGCAGGGGAAGCACUGCAUCCUCGAUGUCUCGGCCAAUGCCGUGCGGCGGCUGCAGGCGGCCCACCUGCACCCCAUCGCCAUCUUCAUCCGCCCCCGCUCCCUGGAGAAUGUGCUAGAGAUCAAUAAGCGGAUCACAGAGGAACAAGCCAGGAAAGCCUUUGACAGGGCCACUAAACUGGAGCAGGAAUUCACAGAGUGCUUCUCAGCCAUCGUGGAGGGUGACAGCUUUGAGGAGAUCUACCACAAAGUGAAGCGUGUCAUUGAAGACCUCUCAGGCCCCUACAUCUGGGUCCCAGCCCGAGAGAGACUCUGAUUCCUGCCCUGGCUUGGCCUGGACUCACCCUGCCUCCAUCACCUGGGCCCUUGGUCUGGACUGAAUAGCCCAAGCCCUUUGUACCCCAGCCCCCCUUCCCACCCUUCUUAUUUAUUUCCUUUCUAACUGGAUCCAGCCCAUUGGAGGGGGGACACUCCUCUGCAUGUAUCCCUGUACCCCAGAACAGGGCUCCUGGACCCCAGGAACCUGGGGCCUGGGGGUGGGGCUGGGCUCCUGGUUCCGAGCCUUUGCUCCUUAGGACCCCUACCCGUGCCCGCCCCCAUGCACACACAGACCCACUGGGGGCCUCUGCCCUCCCCAUUUUCUCCCACAUACAUUCCAGAAGUCAGGGCCCCUCUCAAGGAGUACCCGCUGUAGGGAUGCAGGGCCACAGGCCUCCGCGCUCUCCUGAGGCAGGGGCUGGGGUCACCCCUGCCCCAUCAUAACUCCCCAUGUCAUUUGAGUUCUCAUUUAUUUUCUCCAUUUUUUUCUUCUCAAAGGUGGUUUUUGGGGGGAGAAGUGGGGGACUCUGCAGUGGGGUCCCUGUCUUCCACAUGCCUCCCACCUUUCUUCUUCGCCGGUUUGCAUGAGUGGAAGGCCUAACUGUGGCUUUUUUUUUUU
This is a messenger RNA of Peromyscus eremicus (cactus mouse), 3669 nucleotides long. RefSeq names its product discs large MAGUK scaffold protein 4 (gene Dlg4). NCBI's taxonomy places the organism in Eukaryota, Metazoa, Chordata, Mammalia, Rodentia, Cricetidae. Gene Ontology annotation, cellular component: postsynaptic density membrane; neuromuscular junction; neuron projection. The transcript is spliced from 19 exons. Gene Ontology annotation, biological process: chemical synaptic transmission; postsynaptic neurotransmitter receptor diffusion trapping; AMPA glutamate receptor clustering. The coding region runs from base 937 to 3048 and encodes 703 amino acids. The record is from RefSeq and is a predicted model, not a curated record. Gene Ontology annotation, molecular function: kinase binding.